GCUUGAACUCAGGGGAAACUGCAAGAGGUGGCUGCUACUCUGGAUUCUUAUGAUCUUUCACACUGAGUGUCCCUUCCUGCAGAGUGUGAGGGGGACGGGUUCCCGAGUAGUUACGGAUCCAGGGAUUCCAUCAUCAGGGCUGGUGAAAAGAGAGACUGGAAAAGACGAAGGCGUGGGCAGUUAAAGCGGAUUGACAGCUGCAGCAGCUGGGAUCAGGGCCACAUCAGUGUUGAGGCUGGCCCAGAGAAGCAGCAGCCUGAGUUCGGACUGAGUGGAGGUGCAGCCAUGCGCUGCUCCACCCUGCUCAUCAUCCUCACGGGAGUGCUUCUGUACUUGGUGCUGGGAGCCGUAGUGUUCCGUGCCCUGGAGGCUCCACGAGAAGAGAGCAAGCACACACAUCUGCAGGACAUGCGCCGGGACUUCCUGUUAAAUUUCUCCUGCAUCGACUCAGAAAACCUGGGGGCCCUUAUAGAGGAGGUGGCGGACGCUAUCGGUGCAGGUGUGGAUCCCACAGGCAACACCUCAUAUACCAGUAGCUGGGAUUUAGCCAGUGCCUUUUUUUUCUCAGGGACCAUCAUCACAACCAUCGGUUUUGGAAACAUCUCUCCAAAAACGGAAGGAGGGCAGUUGUUCUGCAUUUUUUACGCCCUGGUGGGAAUCCCGAUGUUUGGUAUCCUGCUCGCUGGAGUUGGAGACCACCUGGGUACUGGACUUAGGAAAACUGUUGCCAAAAUAGAAACUCUCUUCCUGAAAUGGAGGGUUAGUCCCACCAUUGUGCGUGUGAUCUCAGCCGUCCUGUCCAUCCUGCUGGGUUGCCUUCUCUUUGUUGCAGUGCCUAUCCUGGUUUUCCAAAAGGUGGAAAAAUGGUCUCUUCUGGAAUCUGCCUACUUUGUAGUUAUUACCUUGACGACCGUGGGCUUUGGUGACUAUGUUGCAGGGGAUUCUGCAAAAGAUAGGGAUGAGCAGUGGUACAAGCCUUUGGUGUGGUUCUGGAUCCUGCUGGGUCUUGCAUACUUUGCAUCUAUCCUGACAAUGAUCGGGAACUGGCUCCGGGUUCUAUCAAAGAAGACCAGAGCUGAGAUGGAAGAACUGCGAGCUCAUGCCACUGACUGGACUCAGAACAUCCAGAAUAUGUCUGUGGACUUUCGGAUUCCAGGAAAAAUUGAUGACCCCUUCAAGAGGCGCCGCCGAAAGCGCCGCCAUGGCCCUCGAAGUCAUGGUCACAGUGUGUCAGGUACUGGGGCCCCUGAAAGAGAAGAACAUCAAGAUGAAAGCCAAACAGAGUCUGGAUCUUACUCCUCUACAUCCUCCUCCUCUAACGAAUCAGGAUCUGGAUCAGAAACAGAUUCUCAGGGAACCCAAACGGACAGAGUUCCUGAGGAAAAAAUUGCAGAGCCUAAAAAGGAGGAGACUCCUCCGGACCCCCACUUGUCUCAACCUCUGGACUACUUUGGAGAAAACCUUGCCUUUAUUGAUGAGUCCUCCGAUGCUCAGAGUGGUAAACUACAUUUGGAUCCUCUGCUUGAUCCAACACAAGCCAACCCUCGUCAGGCAAAGAGGAGACGCCACAGACGACCUGUUCAACAGAGAGGAUCCAACAAUAACAAGAAGCAGCCAAACGGAAACCCCAAACCAGUUCCAGAUCUGCCAAUAAAGCCUUAAAACUGACACUUUAAAAAAUUAAACUUAUUGACUAUUGUUGACAGAAUGCUCUAAUGGUUGCUAUUUCUUUAUGUGAAUGAGCGGCUUCCUACAGACAGUUAAGAUGAAAACAUGAUGCUAAAACCUUGUAGCCAUUUGUGGUUUGCACUUAAAUUUUCCUCUUUGCAUGUGUGUAUGCCUCAAAGAUGCAGAAAUACCUUUCAUACCAGUGUUUUCAUUACUUAGUGAGGAGUUACUGCCUUCUACUGGGCUAACACUGUAUUGCAUUUUUAAUCUGUCAAAAUUUACCAUCUUGUUACUAAUCCAGGUAGAGUGGCCAAAAUCCCUGGGUGGGGUCAACUUGCCACAUCAGCAUGAUGCUUAUGCUGGUGAGAGAAAGCUCAUGUUUGACACAGUUACUCUUGAAUCCUGCCAACAAUAAAACGGGUCCUAAACAUGCUCUAAACUAUAGAUUCCUCCUGGUAUGUUGCCUUUUUUUUAGUAAAGAAAGAAAGAAAGAAAGAAAGAAAGAAAGAAAGA
This is a messenger RNA of Melanotaenia boesemani (Boeseman's rainbowfish), 2181 nucleotides long. RefSeq names its product potassium channel subfamily K member 4 (gene kcnk4b). The transcript has 8 exons. Gene Ontology annotation, molecular function: potassium ion leak channel activity. Bases 286 to 1662 code for a protein of 458 amino acids. Lineage: Eukaryota; Metazoa; Chordata; Actinopteri; Atheriniformes; Melanotaeniidae. Gene Ontology annotation, biological process: potassium ion transmembrane transport; stabilization of membrane potential. The record is from RefSeq and is a predicted model, not a curated record. Gene Ontology annotation, cellular component: membrane.